AUGUUGGUCGAGCAAACAGUAGCUGCUCGACAACCCGAUGCGGAACGACAUUCGGCGAAUGAAGAUGAGGUACAGGAGCAGGUGCCGCAGCCGAGCAGCGAAGAGCACAACGCGAAAAAUGAAACGGAAGAGGAUCAGGAUGACGAGCAGGAACGUCAUGAGGAGCAUGAGGCAGCGCCAGAAAUCCCGGUUCUGCCAAUAAGAACCGUGAAUGACUUUUUUGUAUUGAACUCUAGCUGUGCCAGAAACGAAGAGUUUGUACAGCAAAUGGCGGAAGAAUUACAACAGGAGGUGGUCGCAUCGCAAACGAGAGCCCGGAACGUCAGCCGAGUGAUGGAGACGCUCGUCACGUACGACGUCCUUUGCCAAUUUAGCUGGAUUGGGAGAGGUGCCAUCACCGACUGUACGUAUUUAAGCGCAUUGUCGUCUCUCUCUCUUUCUCUUUCUGUCUCUCCCAAAAUCCGAAUUGAAUCUAAACUUCAUUUCUUUUCGUACUCUUUUCUCUUCAUUAGACACUCCCAAGCACAAAUUCGGGAACAAGACUGGCAGCAUCGCUCUGCUGUGAUAACGGGCGACAGUUCACGAGCUACCCGUGCAGCAUCCACGUCGCUCUUCGCGUGUCAGAGAACGCCACCGUGGAUGGAAGCGUACCGGCAGUAUUAA
Molecule: messenger RNA, 663 nt
Organism: Anopheles gambiae (African malaria mosquito)
Lineage: Eukaryota; Metazoa; Arthropoda; Insecta; Diptera; Culicidae
Exons: 3
Coding region: 1-663 (220 amino acids)
Source: RefSeq, a predicted model, not a curated record